GCAGUAGCGUCUAAGCGGUUGCUAGGGGAGCAGUGGCCCUAGUGAUGGAGCCGGAAUGAAUUCAAGAGGGCAGGAUGCCGCACAAGAUUGGGUUUAUUGUUAUAAGCUCAUCAGGACAUGAGGAUGGCUUCAGUGCGAAAGAACUGAUGGUCCACGCGCCAACCGUCAACGGAUGGAGGUCACCAAGGCUCUGCCAGUAUCCCCAAGAAAUCGUCCUUCAGAUGGUGGAGCGAUGUAGAAUUCGAAAACUGCAAUUGCUAGCUCACCAGUACAUGAUCUCCAGCAAAAUUGAAUUCUAUAUCAGCGAGAGCCUGCCUGAGUAUUUUGCCCCGUACAAGUCGGAGAGGUUCCGAAGGCUGGGUUAUGUGUCUCUCUCAGAUAACGAGAAGACCGGCUACAAAGCUCGCGAACUGAAAUCGGUCUACGUGGAUGCCGUUGGCCAGUACCUGAAGUUGACAUUCCACAAAAACUAUGUCAAUAGGUACAACUUGUACAGUCAGGUUGCCCUCGUAGCAAUAAAUAUCAUCGGAGAACCUGCAGACCUCAGCAAUGACACCAGCCAUUCUUCCAGGGAGAAGCUGAUUGACCACUACCUUGGGAACAAUCCAGAGGACUCAGCCCUAGAUGGAACAUACAGUGGGAAGCCAGAUGCAAUUUCACCGCUGGACGACCUGGCUUUCGACAUGUACCAGGAUCCGGAGGUGGCCCAGAUAAUCCGUAAGCUGGAUGAGAAGAAAUACGAAGCGGUGCGCCAGGAACACUAUGAUCACGCCAAGAAACUCAAGCAAGCCAUUGCGGACCUGCAGAAGGUGGGCGAGCGGCUGGGCCGCUACGAGGUGGAGAAGCGCUGCGCCGUGGAGCGGGAGGACUACGACCUCGCCAAGCAGAAGAAGCAGCAGAUGGAGGAGUACCGCCUGAAGGUGUACCAGCAGCUGGAACUGCACAACCUCCUCGACCCAGAUCUGAUGAUCCGGCGGCCUCCCGAUUUGCCCCUCGAGCCGCUGGCCUAUCCUGCCACCUCUCCUCUGCAAAAGAAGCCCCUGCUUUCACCCCUGCGGGACAAAACCGAAGCGGAAACCUUGGAGCCGUCGCCUCCCGAAAAGCCGCCCGAAGCCACUUCUCCUGAGCUCGUCGCUUCCCAGCCCUCCUCUCCCCCCGCCGCCCAAGGGCCCCCCGUCUCGGCCGAGGCUUUUCCAAAGAUCAAUGUCGAGUUCCUGCCCUACGACGAGAGGCCUCUCCCGACUACCCGCAAGCAGCAGGAGGAAGGCUCGGCCUACCUGGAUCCCGAGAUGAACGAGGAGGAGCCCGGCGACACGCCGAGAAGCGGCAUCGUCGGGGAGCCGGAGCCGCUGACGGAGAAAGCGCUGAGGGAGGCCAGCGCUGCCAUCGACGUGUUUGGGGAAGGCCUGGUCGCCGGAGCCUAUUCCAAAACGUGGUCCUACCGCGAAGACUCGUUGCUCGCGAUCUAUAAGAAGAUGAUGGAGAUUUCCGCGAAUACGCCGAAGGAGGACCUGAAGAACCUGCUCCGGGGUGCCAUCUUUCUUGUCAUCAGAGCCAUAAAAGACAUUGUCUCCUCAGUUUUCCAAGCUUCCUUAAAGCUCCUGAAAAUGAUCGUCACGCAGUACAUCCCCAAGCAUAAGCUUGGGAAGCAGGAGACGGCGCACUGCGUGGAAAGGACCCUCCCCAACCUGCUCUCCAGGACGGGAGAUUCCUCCGCCCGCCUUCGUGUUGCAGCCGCCAACUUCAUCCAGGAAAUGGCCCUCUGUAACGAAGUGAAGCCCCUCCAGAUUAUACCCGCUCACCUGGUGCAGCCCCUCAAGCCAAACGCGCCCACGCACCUCGCGAUGAGCCAGGUGGAGCUGGUGGAGCGCUUGCUGAAAGACCUCGGAACGGACGGUACCGGCUUCACGGUCGACAACAUCAUGCGGUUUGCAACAGGAGCUCUGGAGCACAGAGUCUACGAGGUCCGGGAAACGGCCCUCCGGAUCAUCUUGGACAUGUACCGGCAGCACCGAGCCGUCAUCUUGGAUUACCUUCCGCCGGACGACGCCAACACACGCAAGAACGUGCUGUACAAGACGCUCUUUGACGGGUUCGCUAAAAUCGACGGCAGACUCACCGAGGCGGAAACCAGGGCCCAGAAAAAGAUGGCUACCGAAGAAGCCGAAAAACAAAAGAAAGAUGAAAUCAAAGCCUUGCAAGGUCAGCUGGCCGCUCUGAAGGAGAUGCAAACGGAGGCUCAGGCAGCAAAGGAAAAAGAGAGUGAUUUGCAAAAACUCAGGAAUCAAGGUGAAACCUUCAAAAAAGCCCCGCAGCCUGGGACAACGGAAAUUCCCGAUGAUCAUUCCUCCGUUGCAAACUACCUUGACAACCUCUGUAUUUUCUGCGGUGAAAGAGAUGAAUCCUUCACAGAGGAGGGACUGGAUCUCCACUACUGGAAACACUGCCCCAUGCUAACGAGAUGCGACUUCUGCAAACAGGUGGUUGAGAUCGCCAGCGUGACCGAGCACUUGCUGACUGAGUGCGACAAGAAGGACAACUUUGGCAAGUGUCCGCGCUGCUGCGAAGCUCUGCCGAAGGACGAGCUGCCCAGACAUGUCAAGGGGAAGGCCUGCAACCCUGCCAAACCUGAGAAAGUGGCCAAUCACUGUCCGUUGUGCCAUGAGAAUUUUACACCUGGAGAGGAGGCCUGGAAGGUGCACCUGAUGGGUAAAGACGGCUGCCGCAUGAACCUGAGGCGGGCGCACUCGUUGAACAAGAGCUUGCCGACGCAAUCCGUGGCCGGCAGGCCUUCCGCCACGGCGCUCAACCGAUCCGGCCCGACGGGCGUGAAGCUGCGUUCCCCCUCCGUCGGAAGCAAGAUCCCCACCCCGCGCGGAGGCAUGAAUAAAAGCAGUGGCAGAACGUACGCAAAGCGAUGACGCGGAUCUCUUCUUCCCUUCGGCUCUGCCGCCGGCCACACGCAAUGUCUCCUCCUCUGCCGUUCCGCUUGCAGGCGGAGGCGGCCCGCCCUUUUCCUUGCCCGAGCGACAGGCGCCCGAUGGUUGGCCCAUCGCCUUUCUCUAUUUAUGAUCCUUUGGUUUUAAAUGAUUGCUCCUCUCUGCCCCAUGGAUCACGCCGGGGCUUUUGCAGGGGGACGUUGUGCAUCGAAAGCUCCGCCUGGCCUUCCAGGGGCUUUAAGCCGGCGGGAUCGCCUUGGCCGGCCGGCCCGAGUUCUCAAAGCACAAAGCAGCCUGCAGUCCUACUCGGAUGGCGGAAGCGAGGAAGGAGGCAAGCCAGCCGCGCCUGUUGGCUUCCUCUGACCUCCGGUUCGUUUUCUCUGCACUCAGGCUCGAGGGCCUCGUGCGGUUUGUCUGGUUUGAAGGGAUCUGGAGUGAUCGGUUUCUCCCAAACACGUUCUCAGGAGUCUUUCCCCAGGCAGAGCGAAUGACAAUCUAGACACGGCUUGUGGGAGGAGGGAGGUUCACAAGGUGUAUCGCGCACGGGAGGUUGGUCUGUGUUUUUGUGUUGCUGUCACGGGGCGCCUGUUGGUUUCCACAGCAGAGCUUCUGAGGGAAUUGUGUCCCACAGGUCUGAUCGGUUUGCCUCCCGCCCUCCCGCCCUGCUGCGCAAUGGUAGGCCCCCUUCAGCUUGCCUUUGUAGCAGGGCCAUCGCUAUUCCGUGUUUAUAACUAGACAGAAACGUAGUUUUUUGAACAGCAAGGCUCACCCUCAUGGGCCACUUUGCGCAGUUCAACGGGACCUUCCCCACCCACCCCUAUUCCUUGCGUUCUGUGUAAUUGUGCUGACCCGAUAUCGCCCGCCACCCUGCAUCGCCGGUUCAGCUACUGUGAAAGAUCGCUAAAGGCCAAUAAAGAGUUGGCCUGAGAAGAACCGGGACACACCGCCAGCACGGGCACGUGGUGCAGCUUUGGCUUGCUCCUACCAUUUCACCUUGCUAGUGGAGGGGAGCAUGUCUGAAUGCUUGCGUUUAGCAAAACGAGGAUGUCCGUUGGCCGAGCUUUCCCCCACCAGAUCCUGACUGGGAAUGAUCAGUGUUGUAGCCCCACACAACUGGAGAGCACCAGGUUGGGGAAGACCAGACUCAGGUUUUUGUGUACAGGACAUCUUUGUGUUGAUCUUAAUGCCAAGUUUGCUCAGGAUUACUGGUCUUUCCUGCGAUAUGUGGCUACAUGGGGAGCAUUGGGUGUGUUCUACUCUUGUUCAUGUGGGUCAAGGGCUCGGCCAGUGUGCCAUAUAAAUUGAGCAGAUGCCAUAAAAAGGUCUUGCUAAACCUGGUGCUUUCCAGAUGUGUUGAACUGCAACUCCCAGAAUCCCCCAGCCAGCCAUGUGUCCCAUAAGGCCGUCCUAACGUUUGCCCCAGAAUUCUGAGCGACGCACAAAUCGAUGCGGAAAAAGCUCCCUGGCCACGCCAAGUGUAAAAACUCCUAGAUGGGGCAAUUGGAAAUCCUGAAUGGCCCCAAGAUAAUAAUGAAGAAGAGAAAAGGUUUGGUUUCUAUCCCAUCCUCCCAACCCCCCUUUUUUUUUUAAAAAAAAAAAAAUGAGCUAAAAAUGAGGAGCUUUAUAGAAUCCUGUUUUUCUUACCUUCUGCUAAGAUGCAUAAUGGCUAAAGUAAUAUCCACAGGCUUUUGGAUUGCACAGAAUUCUUCAGCAUGUAGAAACGCUUGAUCAUGUAGUAUGCUGAUCCCUUGUCAAUUUCACCUUGUUUUUGACCUUGAACCUGCAGAGGGGUUGCAGAUGUGAAGGCAGGAGCAGGGCAGCUUGUUGCUUCAAUGUUUUAAAACUAUAAUGGGCCCUGUGUGCAGCCUCGCUGGGUCCACGCUGCUUCUGAUGGGGAUUCUUCUCCCUUUGCCUCUGUCCCAAGCCCUGCUAGAGCAAGGCCAAAGCAAAAUGGAGGCAGGUUGAAAUUGACCCACCCUUAAGAACUUCACCCUGUUGUUUUGCCUUCUCCUUCCAAGAGGGAAGAGCGCCACGGAAAAAGAGGUCUAGCAAAGCUUUCACAGUAGUAGCUGGAAGGAAAUUGAGUUAAAGGGAGAAUGACUCUUCCCUACUCCAGAGCAGCGGCAAAAGCCGUGUUGGAGGCAGGCACGGUUUGCAGGGAACCAGCUGGCUGGCUGAAUUCCACCCAGAAACAGCAGGCGCUCUAGCUAAGGGGAGACGAGUGGAUGACGUUCUCUCGCCAUAAUAAUGACCCCUUCUGAAGAAGGCCGUCCUUUACGUGCAGGUUCCAUGCGUUAAACAGUUAACACUGAAUCAGGCCAGUGCUUGAAUAGAUUUAGGCAAAAAGCCAACAACUUCUUUCGGUGUUGCCUGGAAGCACGCAGGAUUUACUUGGAAGUAGAUCCAUUGAAGUUCACUGAGCCUCCUUCCAAGCAAGCGCGCAUAGAGUCGCAGCCUUAAAGGUGUUUUGCAGGUGUUCCUUUUAGGCCACCACAGAUGAGAGCUAGAACAGCCCGGUUGGGUUAAAAACAGCAGUUCUUUUACAGCCUUUAUUAAAACUGUUUUGAAGGCCGCCCACGUUUUUUCCCUUUCGUUCUCACCGCUCCUGUGAGGGACCUUUGGGUCUGUAUUUGUCUUUUGUCCUCCUCACGUCUGCCUUUUCCCCUCCCAACCGAUCGCGUUGACGAGCCCUGGGCGGGUGGCAGCGCCGUUUCAAAAUGAGGAAACGCAGAUCAAGAGACGGCGCUAAGAAAAUAUCCCCAGAUAUCGCAAGCCGGUUCGAUUGAGCCUGCAGAGGGAAGAAUGUCCCGGUCCUAAAGCAAGGAACGUUGUGGCAUAAUUGGCUUAGGACUCUGCUGCCACAGGGCUGUGGUUGUGGCCAGAAGCACAGAUUAGCUUUCCCCGGCCUGGCGCUGUCCAGAUGUGUUGGGCGGGCGGGCUGAGGGAUUCUGGGAAUUAUAGUCCAACACAUCUGGAUGGAAAGCUAAACUAAAGGAUUAGAUGAAUUCAUGGAGGAUAAGACCUAUUAACGUCUGUUAAAGCAGGAUAGCCAGGCGCAGCACCCCUCUACAAAUCAGAUGCUGGCGACAGAGCCAUCUUCUUCCGCCCCUGCUUGUCGCGUUUCCCAGAAGCCUCCUGUUGGAAACAGGAAGUCAGGUGAGAUGGCCUCCUCUUGACUCGACAUGGCUCUUGUGGUCUCAGCGGCUGCCUGCUGUUCCCUGUUCUGACCCCGUUCGCUGGGAGCUGCAGACCCAGCCAAGCAGAGGGUGAGGCAUGUGGGCACAAACAGGCACCUUCUGGAACAGGUGUGCCCAUGCUGACGCAUACAAAGAGGCGUCGCCAUCCAUGCAAGCAGAUCGCCUUGAUCCGCUCGCCAAGCGGUUUUCGUCAAAAAUAAGAGUAGGGCACAGAGAGACGGUGCAGCAAGGAGAAACUCCCCCCCCCCCCGCGUUUUCCACCCACCCUGAGCGACAGCAGCGUCUUCUGGAGAGCGAGUGGCUUGGGAAAGGAGGAUUGGCUCUCCCGUGCUCCUUUCCCUUCUGCUUCCUUCGCCAAGCCCUGCUUCCCUCCCUGUGGUAUUCCUCCCAAGAUGCUCUCGUAAGCCAGGUCUUGUACCGAAGACUCCUGGGACUGCUCGUAGCCCACUGAUAGGAGGCCCCUGCUGAAAGGAUGACCAUGUCCAAAUGUACAGUAGCUGCGCAUGGCUUGCUGUACAGGGCAGAUGGAAGCACGGGCGUGGGGGGGUGGGCUUGCACAGGCAGAACACUGCACUUCUGGUUGGUUCUUUUUGGCUAGAGGAGGCGUCCCAUCAGCAAGCGCACCUUCCCAGCCUGGUUUGCUGAAUAGCUGGAAAUCUCAGGCGAGAGGGAGGCAUUUUCAGCACAGGGAGUGUCGUGGGUGCUCUUUCGUGCCUCCCCUUUGCCACAGGCACUCAGAAACCCCUGGGCUGUUUUGAUCCCACUCAGGCAUUUGCACUCUGGGGAAAUUCUGCAUUGAGCAGGGGUUGGACUGGAUGGCCUUAGAGGCCCCUUCCAACUCUAUGAUUCUAUGAAAUGUAUUGGGAGGAAAGGGUUCAAUGCUCUGAAAAUGGCCCUCUCCCCAACGUCUCUCUGUUGACCGGAUUGUGCAAUCACGUGGCCUUGGUGACCUUGUUUAGAAAUCACGGGCAUGCCUCGAGGGAUAGAAGGGACUUGGCAGGCGGAAAAACCUUCGGGGCGUGCGGCCUGCACUCACUCCGGGUGGCUGGGUCUCCACUAUGGAUCCCACACCGCAAGGGCACCAAUCCAAGGCUACUUCUCAGUCCCCAUCAGCCAAUUUCAAGUGUUUUCAGGGAGCCAGCACCAACCUGUCCCCGGCUUAGGUUUCAAGGUGAAGUGAGAGAUCGCUUCUGCAGUUACAACUUUGCCGUUGCGGGUUCCGGCUGUAUUAUAGGCAUGAGCAAAUGGCUGGAUAGCAGGUCUGAUUCCAGAGUUUGGCAAACUUCUCUUUUGUUACCGUAGACCAAGUUCGGCACAUAUUUGUACUGCUCUGACAAUAAAGGUCUAUAUUUCAACAAGGA
Elgaria multicarinata webbii is the source of this 7497-nucleotide messenger RNA. It is a transcript of the gene CEP104, whose product is annotated as centrosomal protein 104. The coding region runs from base 75 to 2921 and encodes 948 amino acids. The transcript is spliced from 22 exons. The record is from RefSeq and is a predicted model, not a curated record. Gene Ontology annotation, cellular component: cilium. Lineage: Eukaryota; Metazoa; Chordata; Lepidosauria; Squamata; Anguidae.